GGCUCUCGGGGCGCUGGACGUUGCUGGGAAGCAGCUCCGGGUUGCGGAGCCGGAACGUGCCCUUCCCCCCUGUAAACUUUCGGUCCCUGGGACGGAAGCAGGAACUUGCUAACCGCAAAACCCUGCCUGCGGCUGGUUGGAUUCGCCCGCGUGCCUGCCUGUGAGCGCCACGAGCUGUCCUUGCUCCCCGGGCGGGGGACAGGGACACACGGGGUCCACUCACCACCAGAGUAAAAUUUUACCAUCUGUCCAGUCAUCCUGAAGCCAGCUGAAGUCAGAGGGCAGGUCAUCCUUAACCUUCCAAGACUAAGUCUAAACUGCAUCUAGAAUGUUCUUCAGGGAAGAAGGGCACUUGCCUUUCACCUUGCUAAUAAUCUGCUUCCUGACACUAAAUCUGUCUGCCAGUCAGAACUGCCUCAAGGAAAGCCUAGAAAAUGUCGUCAUUGAUAUCCAGUCCUCUCUCUCCAGGGGAAUCAGAGGCAAUGAGCCCAUCCACACAGCAACUCAAGAAGACUGCAUUAAUUCUUGCUGCUCAACACAAAACAUAGCAGGGGACAGAGCAUGCAACUUGAUGAUCUUUGACACUCGCAAGACAGCUGGACAACCCAACUGCUACCUGUUUUUCUGUCCCAGUGUGGAAGCCUGUCCUUUGAAACCAGCCAAGGGCCUUAGGAGUUAUAGGAUAAUCCAAGAGGUUCCUUCUUCGACUGAUUUGCUACACCAAGAGUUAGCGCAAGAAGGUUCUGUCUCUCAUGGCCAGCCUCCAGGAGCCGUCACGUCUCCCUUCCCUGCUCUGGUGGGUUCUUCAAAGCCUGCUGAUCUCUUAGGGAGAGAUGUAUCUUCUCAGAGGCCUGGAUCUUCAGCUCGCCUGCAGCACCUCUCCCAGAUCAGCCAAGCACAUAUCCAGGACCCCAUUAAUAAAGACAAAGGCCAUUCUCAGCGUUUACAGUCUUCCUCAGAUCCAGAAGUGGCACAUUUGUGGCAUGAAAACUCAACCAUGGUUUCCCCUGCAAUGGCCACUGGAUUUCAACGUAGUAGCUCUGCAUCUCGGAAACCUGUAGUUCUUGUGCCCACCAGUACCUCAAAGAUACCUCCAGUGACUUUUCAACCACAGGUGGCUCCCACAGUUCCACUCAUUACCACUGUGCCCUCUCAGUCUCCUCCAGCCCCCGUUUCCACAGUUUUUACGAGUGCUGUGGCUCCACCCCAAGCUGUGACUACAGCACCAGACCUGACUACCAUCUUUCAAGCAUCUAGGGACUUCACAGGCAUCCCAGAAACGGUGCCCUUUAGAGAAAUCUCCAAGCUCACUUCAAACACAGGGCAUGUGCAUAGCCCUACUAUACUCCCUUGGUCAAAUGUGGAGUCUUCCACUACAAAUAAAACUAUUACUUGGGAAAAUGGGAAGGCCAUUGUAAAUAGCUCAUCACCAAGAAAUAUUCUGGGAACACAGUAUGGCCUUCCAUUUGAAAAGUGGCUUCUCCUGGGGACCCUGAUCUUUGGUGUUCUGUUCCUAGUAAUAGGCCUGGCCCUCUUGGGUCGGAUAUUCUCAGAAUCCCUCCGCAGAAAACGGUAUUCACGACUUGAUUACCUGAUCAAUGGGAUCUAUGUUGACAUCUAAGGGCAAAAUUCAUUAUCGCUUGAUUCACUAAGAGCGACAGGCUCUUGAAAUUCUUUGAUCUGAGCAAAUUAGAUUUUGAAGACAGGAAAAUGUUCCCUAGCACCUUUUUUUUUUUCUUCAGUUUUUAAGACAGGAGAAGACUCAAAUUAGGUAAUUUGUGUGAUCAUGCUAAAAUAUUCACUGAAAAUAAGGCUCUACCUAAAGUAAGACAGUGUAAUUGCCAUAUAAAUUGGAAAAUUCAGCUGGCUCUAUGUAAGGAAAAAAAGGUCAGGAUAUCAAGAUUCCAAUUGAUUAAUAUAUCUGGUUCCACAUAAAGUCAACUGUUUAUGAUAUUGGUUUUAAUGGAUUCACUUUUUAUACGAAUUCCAAUAAAACUUAUUCCAGAUGUA
Octodon degus (degu) is the source of this 2010-nucleotide messenger RNA. RefSeq names its product MANSC domain containing 1 (gene Mansc1). The transcript is spliced from 4 exons. The record is from RefSeq and is a predicted model, not a curated record. NCBI's taxonomy places the organism in Eukaryota, Metazoa, Chordata, Mammalia, Rodentia, Octodontidae. The coding region runs from base 329 to 1621 and encodes 430 amino acids.